Messenger RNA from Tilletiaria anomala UBC 951, 6039 nucleotides. RefSeq lists its product as uncharacterized. Gene Ontology annotation, molecular function: phosphatidylcholine lysophospholipase A1 activity. Gene Ontology annotation, biological process: phosphatidylcholine metabolic process. NCBI's taxonomy places the organism in Eukaryota, Fungi, Basidiomycota, Exobasidiomycetes, Georgefischeriales, Tilletiariaceae. Bases 275 to 5941 code for a protein of 1888 amino acids. Gene Ontology annotation, cellular component: endoplasmic reticulum. The transcript has 4 exons. The record is from RefSeq and is a predicted model, not a curated record.
GCUCGUGUUGCGUUAGGGUGCUUGCUUGAUGGUGGAGAUGCGGCUCAAUGCUUCGACACCAGCACACAUAUGCAUAUAUACCUAAGGCAGUCAUCCGUACUGUGCUGUGUGGUUUGUGCGCGUGUGUGCCCCUGAACAGCCCCACCGCUUUCUGCCCGUUGCACAUGGUGGCGUGAUCGCACGACAUUCACCCACGGACAAACAUAUUCAGUCCAAGCAGCCCGCUCGAACAAAAGGCGAGGCCCAUCUAACCCUACCCUACCUCAUCACCACCAUGGACGCAGCUGGCAGCACCAUGGCGGCAGGGGAUGCAGCAGCUGCUGCUGUUGCUGCGGCGGCGGCGGCCACGCUCCCCGCCUCUUCCACCCUGUCGCCGCUCCUCGCACGUUCCACCCCACCAAUCCUCCAGCAGGCGGCCCGGCUCGCAUCGACGUCGCGCAACCCGCUCGCUCUGCUCCUCGACGCCGUGCUCGCCGUGCUGAUCGCGCUGUUCAACAUCGCCACCGUCCUCAUCGCCUUCAGCACGCUGACCCUGCCCUCGCUCGUCUACCGUAUCCUCCACUACAGCUUCACCCUCCGGCUCACCUUCCCCUCCCUCGCACUCCUCUUCUCCGGCGCCGUAGCCGCUGCCUUUGUCUGGCUCCGUUACCGCCACCUCAACCGCUACGAGCGCCUGCGCGAGCUCCCCAUCGAGAAGGAUGAGGGCUUCAACCUUCACCCGGACGUAAACGUCCCCUUCUUCUUCGACGACCACGACGCCGCCGCCGCCUACGACUACGACGACGACGACUACGACUACGCCUCCGGGAGGCGCCGCCGCGGCCGCGCGGCUGCAGGUGGCAUCGGCGUCAGCGGCAGCCGAGGUGGCGGCGGGCGCCCAGGCCAGGGCGCCUCCAGUGGACGCGGAGGGAUCUUUCACAACUAUCUCGACGACUUUCUGCAGGCAAUCCGCAUCUUUGGCUUCCUCGAGAAGCCCGUCUUUCACGAGCUCGCACGCCACCUGCAAACAAGGCGCCUCGUUGCGGGCGAUAGUCUCGCGCUUGACUCGGACUUUAGCUUCUACAUUGUCAUCGACGGUAACGUGCAGGUCUACGCGCCACUUCUCGGCGCAGGCGCUCGCGCCGGUGCACGCUUCGGCGGCUUCUCCGGCCUUGAGGAAGAAGAGGAGGAGGAAGAGGAGGACCAGCUGUCUGCCGCAGGCUACCAGCUGCUGCACGAGGUCCAAAGCGGCGGCACCCUCUCCUCGCUCUUCACCAUCCUCUCGCUCUUCACAGAAGACGUCAAGCUCGGCUUCUGGAACGAGGCACAGGGCACGCACUCCCACUCGCAUUCCCAGUCUGGUCAUGGGCACACGUCCAACAACGCGAGCGCGAGCGCAGCGGCGGCGGCCCAGAGCAGCGCGACGAACCUCGCGACAGGGCCAGCAGGCGUAGGCGCGAAUGGCAUCACACGUCCCCAACCGCAGCUUGCGACACCCCCGUUGCCGUUGUACCCGCAGCAGCAAGAGGUGGACUCCGGGUCACCGCAGCGACGCUGGCACCUGUCGGCGGACGAUGCGCUCGGCGACGGCGCCUCGUCUCAUUCGACAGAAGCGACGCUUUCUGCGCCUGCACAGCCCGUGUCCGCAUUCGGCCAGAUGCUCGCUUCUUCUGCUCGCAAUGCACCCCCCCCUGGCACUGCUGCAGGAGCGUCACCAUCCACGCCCAAUGGUACACCCAGCACGGGCACACGCAGCCACAUCGUUCUACUCCAGCCGCCGACGCUCGGGGCCGAAGAUGCAGAGGCGCUCGUGAUGCCGCCUGCCGAGGCCUGCGCGCCGUUCUCCCACUAUCUGCGCCAGCAGGCGGCCGCCGAGCAACAGCAGCAGCGCACCAAGGCCAGCUCAACGCCGAGAACGCCGUCGUCGCCUGACGGUAGCGGCGUGCCAUCGCCGGCGCAUGGGCACAGGUCGCGAGGGAGCGCCGGGAACAUACAUCGGCUUGGCGCUGCUGCUGUCGGGCCGGCGCACUUGCUGAAUGGCAACGCCGUCGAUGGCAGGCAGAGGCGAUACUCGGCAGGCGCCAACACCAUGCUGGGCUCGUCUUCGCCGCCCAUUUCCCAGCACAACAACAACCAUCAGCACCACCAGCAUUUGCCCAUGUUCGCCGCCGGCCCGACAAUGAUGAUGCGCGAGCGUGACGAGCAUGUCCACCCCCACGCCGCACACGGCCCCGGCACCGUCGCGCGAGCUACAGUUGACACGACGCUCGCCGUCAUCCCCGCUGAGGCGUUCAAGAGGCUCACGAACAAGUUUCCGAACGCCUCGGCGCACAUUGUGCAAGUCAUCCUCACGCGCCUGUCGCGUGUGACGCUGCAUACGGCGCACAAGUACCUCGGCUUGACGAAGGAGGUGAUGCGUACGGAAAAGACGAUCAACCAGAUAGCGUGCGCGCCACUCCCGCCUUCAUUUUACCAGUCAGAUGGCAUGGACAAGCUACGCCAGCGCUUCAUCAAGGUCUCCCCGGCCGCCCCGCCAGCUGCCGGUGCGAGCAACGGCCUGGGCUAUCGUUCCGCAGCAGCUCCGGCGUCACAGCCGCUGAGAGAGCAAGCGUACGACACCAGCGACGAUGGUUACUUCCGCCAGCGCGGCGUAUCCGGGGCUAGCGGAAGGGGUAUGUCCAUGGGCAUAGGCGGCUCGAGCAACCACACGACGUCCGUCGUCAAUUUGACUGAGUCGCCCACCGCUGACGAGGCUAGCAUGGAGACGGAACGCCCCGCUGGCGGUGGAGGUGGCGGCAGUGGUGUUAGUAAGCGUCGUCAGCCGUCCGGGCCCGGUCUGGCCCCUGUCGCGCGGCCCAAGACGCCCUGGGGCCAUCCAGACCCGCCCGUGCGCACGCCGGCGGCGCGCACGACCGUCGGACCCGGUGACCUCAUCAGCACGAGCGGCCUGGAUGACCGCGGAGCGUGGGCUGCGCAGAACGUGCAGAUGACGCUCAACACACCGCGCCCGUUCAAGAGCAUGCUGUUCUCCAGCAGCGGCGCUGGCGAAGGCAACGGAAAUGGCAGGUUUGCGCCACCGCAACCGAUGUCGACGAUCGAUGACAGAAAAUCUGCCCCGCGCGACUUUUCGAGCAGCAGCAAGCACUCGCGCGCGCGGGCCGGAUCGAUCAUUGCAGCCGAGCGCUGCCGGAGUGUUGCGGAUGACGAGGAGAUUGGCUGGGCGAGCGUCGGACUGGCCAACUUUGAUCUGAAAGACGCCGUCAUGAGCUGCAUCGCCAAUUGCAUCGGGCUCGUCCCGGCGCCUGCUAGUCCGAUCGCGUCGGUGCAAGCGAGCCCGUUCAUAAGCGCGCAGGAUGCGCUGCUGCAGCGCAGCGUCUUCAACUCUGCCUUUGGCUCGCUCACCAUGCUUGACGCCGCGGCGGGUAUGGCGGACGCUGAGAGCAGCGUCACAGGCGGCAGCAACAGUCAUGCCGGCGCCUUCCCCGCCGAGCUGGAGAACGACGUGCAGAUUCGUUUCUUUGAAGCGGAGAGCGUCAUCAUCCGCGCUGGAGAGAUGCAGGCCGGGCUCUACUACGUCAUCGAUGGCUUCCUCGACGUCUCUCUCCCGCGUGCGAAGCAGAAGGACGACCGAGCGCCCCCGAAUGGGCAGCAAACAUCUGGGCAACAUUCUGGCAGGGGCGCGCCGGGCCUGCACGAAAAGAAACGGCAUGCAAAGGACGCCAAGCCCAUCUACACAGUCGGACGCGGUGGUGUCGCGGGCUACCUCUCCACGCUGCUCGGCACGUCCAGCUACGUGGACGUGACGGCGCGCACGGACUGCUACGUCGGGUUCCUGCCAGCUCAGUCGCUCCAGAAAAUGAUGGAGCGCCGGCCGGUCGUCCUGCUGACCCUUUGCAAGCGACUCUUGAGCCUGCUCUCCCCGCUGCUCCUACAUAUUGAUUCGGCGCUUGAUUGGCAACAGGUUGCUGCGGGUCAGGUCAUCUAUCGCCAGGGAGACGAAGCGGACAGCUUUUACAUUGUCAUCAACGGGCGGCUGAGGGCCAUCUCUGAAAAAGCGGAAGGCGGGGCUGGAAUUGCGGGGAAUACCGAGUUUGGCCAAGGGGACAGUGUUGGCGAGCUCGAUGUUGUCACUAACUCGCUGAGGAGCGUGACCCUGCAUGCCAUCCGAGACUCGGAGCUGGCCAAGAUGCCGAUGAGCCUCUUCAACGCGAUCUCUGUGCGUCACCCUGCGGUCACGAUCCAGAUGUCCAGGAUCAUCGCCGGCCGCGUCCGAGCCGAAGUAGCCAACAAGCACACCACUGCGUCCCAUGGUCCAAUGCCAGGCGUGCCGGAUCUCGGCAAGAAUAACGCCAACCUCAAGACCGUCGCCAUCCUUCCUGUCACGCGCGACGUGCCGAUCACUGCCUUUGCGAGUCGACUGCACAGCGCCUUCGAGGACACGAUCGGGCAGCCGGCUGCCUACCUCAACCAGCAACGGGUCAUGGGCGUGCUCGGUCGGCACGCGUUCAAUCGUAUGGGAAAGCUCAAGCUCACUGGCUGGCUUGCGGACCAAGAGGAAAAGUAUCGGCUUGUCAUGUAUGUCGUCGACACUGCCGUCAGCUCUCCGUGGGCUCAAACGAGUAUCCGACAGGCAGACUGCAUUCUCUUGGUCGGCUUUGGUGAUGAUCCGAGCGUAGGGGAGUACGAGCGACUUCUCCUGGGAAUUAAGACGACUGCGAGAAAAGAACUCGUCCUACUUCAUCCAGAGCGCGCAGUUCCACCAGGCUCGACACGCGCAUGGCUCCAGAGCCGUCCUUGGGUUCACGCGCAUCACCACGUAGAGCUGCCGGGCAUUCCGUCGAUGCAGCCGAUCAGCACAAUUGGCCUCGCAGACCAAAAGGCGGUGAAGGCUUUGAUGGAUUUGCGAAAGCGCAUCGGAUCGCGGAUCCAGCAGUACCGCGAGAAGCGAGACAUUGCUGCCCCUGCGCGUUCCCAUCACUUUUCGGACUUUUCUCGCCUUGCUCGGCGUCUUUGUGGCAAGAGCAUCGGUCUCAUCCUUGGCGGAGGCGGCGCGCGCGGAUGCGCUCAUCUUGGCGUGCUUCGCGCAUUGGAGGAAAGGAACAUUCCGAUCGACAUCAUUGGAGGCACAUCGAUCGGCAGCUUUGUCGGCGGCUUGUAUGCUCGUGAAGCGGGUCUCGUGCCAAGUUUGGGUAGGGUGAAGAAAUUCAGCGGUCGCAUGGCCAGUCUCUGGCGCUUUGCCAUCGACUUGACGUAUCCGUACGUUAGCUACACAACCGGACAUGAGUUUAAUAGGGGUAUUUUCAAGGCUUUCGCUGAUACCCACAUUGAAGAUAUGUGGCUGCCUUUCUUCUGCAACACGACCAACAUCACAUGGAGCAAGAUGGAGAUCCAUACGACAGGCUAUGCCUGGCGCUACAUCCGAGGCAGCAUGACUCUUGCCGGCCUGAUUCCGCCCCUCAUCGACUCGGGCGACAUGCUGGUCGAUGGUGGCUACAUGGACAAUCUUCCUGUUUCCGUCAUGUUUUCCAUGGGUGCGGCCUCGGUCUUCGCUGUUGAUGUCGGGAGCGUAGACGAUACAUCGCCUCGGAAUUACGGGGACGCUCUCUCCGGCUGGUGGGUCGUCCUCAACCGGUGGAACCCAUGGAGUGACGCCAUCAAAAUUCCAUCCAUUCCAGAGAUUCAGGGGCGUUUGACUUAUGUCUCGUCUGUGAAGACUCUUGAGGAAGCUAAAGCUAUGCCUGGGUGCUUCUAUCUCCGGAUGCCAGUUGAAAAAUUCGGCACGCUCGAAUUUGGCAAGUUCAACGAGAUCAUGGCCAUAGGAUACGAUACCGCGCGUCAGAAACUCGCCGAAUGGGACGCAGCGGGUGUUCUGCCGUCUGGUGAGGCGGUCGUCUCGUCUGACGAGAUAGAGUGGCAAUCCAAGCGCAAGGCUGGAAUCAGCGCUAGGAGAAACAGCGUUUAAUGCAGGUCGCAAAACUCAUCAAGCAAAACGCAUAGAAUCUUCAAAGGGCAUUGUAGCAUAUUGUCGCUCAUCCAUGCAUAAUUGAAUACAGUUUGCGG